Messenger RNA from Fragaria vesca subsp. vesca, 868 nucleotides. RefSeq lists its product as uncharacterized. The transcript has 3 exons. NCBI's taxonomy places the organism in Eukaryota, Viridiplantae, Streptophyta, Magnoliopsida, Rosales, Rosaceae. The coding region runs from base 44 to 709 and encodes 221 amino acids. The record is from RefSeq and is a predicted model, not a curated record.
AUUCCAGCUCAAGCUAAAGGCAUUAAUUUCAAAUUGAAGUAAAAUGGGAGGUGGAAAAGACAACAAUAAUGGUACUACUGACAGAGGGCUACUCUCAAGUCUUGCUGGAUUUGCUGCUGGACACAUGCCACGGCCUGGAUCGCAUUCUCAUCAAGGACACGUAUAUCCCCCACAAGCAUAUGCACCACCUGGGUACCCUCCUUCAGGUGGGUAUCCUCCUUCUACCGGGUAUCCUCCCUCAGCCGGGUAUCCUCCCCCAGCCGGGUACCCUCCCUCAGGUGGUUACCCUCCUCAAAGCGGCUACCCUCCUCAAAGCGGGUAUCCCCCAUCUGGAAAUUCUCCUACUAUGGCAUAUCCACCAGCCGGCUAUCCUGCCCCUAGUGGAUAUCCACCAGCUGGUUAUCCAGGCCCAUCAGCUCCACAUCAAUCAGGGCAUGGAUCUGGUAUGGGAAUGGGAACUAUGUUAGCCGGUGGUGCUGCUGCUGCCGCUGCAGGUUAUGGAGUUCACCAUCUUGCGCACAGUAGUGGCCAUGGAAGAGGUUCCCAUGGCUUUGGUUUUGGGGGUUCCCAUGGCUACAAACAUGGAAAAUUUGGAAAGCAUCAUGGGGGGAAGUUCAAGCAUGGGAAAUUUGGAAAGCAUCAUGGGGGAAAGUUCAAGCAUGGGAAAUUCAAAAAGCAUCAUGGGGGACUGUUCAAGAAAUGGAAGUGAUUUGCAUUGAGAGCUAAAGUUACUUCCAUUGAUUCUCUUGCUCUACAAUUGGCGUUCUUUUGUCAGUUCCAUCAGCAUUCUGCGACUCGUUUACUGUUAUAUAUUUCAAAGUAUGUAUGAUAAAUAUUUCAUUUCUAGUGCUUAAUCUUCCUACGAUGU